AUGGCUGCUCCUGUUGCUAUAGGGACAAGGGGCACUAUUGGAUCUCUAGUCAGGAAGGAAAUUGAAUACUUCACCAAGUUUGAGAUAGACAGAAGAGGAAGCUCACGAAAGCCUCAGCAACACUUUGUGGACAUGGACAUGGUUUCUGGCAGAAGCUAUCCCAUUUCAAGGCCUAGUUUCUGGGUGAUGCUAACUGCAUGGAAGAGGAGGAAGAGAAGAUGCACAAGUGGGUUUCUUCCAAAAAUUUGUUCUGUUGCUGAAGUAGCUGAAAGCAAUCAGUUAAACAGGAUUCCUGGUUACAGUUACAGGAUCCUCAGGAAUGACAUCAACAACAUUCAGCUCUAA
Molecule: messenger RNA, 345 nt
Organism: Sphenostylis stenocarpa
Lineage: Eukaryota; Viridiplantae; Streptophyta; Magnoliopsida; Fabales; Fabaceae
Source: the annotation of a GenBank genome assembly